Molecule: messenger RNA, 1987 nt
Organism: Alosa sapidissima (American shad)
Lineage: Eukaryota; Metazoa; Chordata; Actinopteri; Clupeiformes; Clupeidae
Gene: dlk2
Product: delta-like 2 homolog (Drosophila)
Exons: 6
Coding region: 183-1487 (434 amino acids)
Biological process (GO): heterophilic cell-cell adhesion; establishment or maintenance of epithelial cell apical/basal polarity
Cellular component (GO): protein-containing complex; plasma membrane
Molecular function (GO): calcium ion binding
Source: RefSeq, a predicted model, not a curated record
ACGACAGAGGAGAACACACACACACACACACACACACACACACACACACACACACACUGGGACUAUACUUUUAACUCAGAACGACAGAGAAGAACUACACAUACACACACACUAAAACACACACACAGGUCAGUGGGAGGGGCUGUUUUCCUGCAGGUCAGUGGAGGCGGUCGGCCGGUAGAAUGUGUGUGUCUGAGCGUCUCUCUCUGACCCUCCUGCUCCUCUAUGGAGGCUGCUGCUUACUCUUCAGCCCUCUGGGAACAAAAGCUCAAGAGCUGAACUGCACGUGUCAAGUGGAACAUGGACGAUGUGACGAGGACACUGGUGAAUGCAAGUGUGAUCCAGGUUGGGCCGGUCCUGAGUGUACAGACUGUAUGCGGAUGCCGGGGUGUGUCCACGGGACCUGCCAUCAGCCCUGGCAGUGCACCUGCCAACCAGGAUGGACCGGACGCUUCUGCGACAAAGACAUCCAUGUGUGUUCCAAGGAGAAGCCGUGUCAGAACGGGGCGACGUGUGUGACGGAUGAGACGGGUGACUACUCCUGCCUCUGCCCCGACGGCUUCCACGGCAACCACUGCCAACUCAGAAUGGGACCGUGCUACAGCACCAAGUCUCCCUGUAAGAACGGCGGUCUGUGUGAGGACCUGGGCGGGUUCUCUCCGGUGCUGACGUGCCGGUGCCUGGCGGGUUUCACCGGACCGCGGUGCGAGACCAACGUGGACGACUGCCAGCUGCAGCCCUGCGCCAACGGCGCCACCUGCGUGGACGGAGUCAACCGCUUCUCCUGCCUGUGCCCGCUGGGCUUCGCCGGGCGCUUCUGCUCCGCCAACCUGGACGACUGCGCCAGCCGGCCGUGCCUGAACGGCGGCCGCUGCCUGGACCGCGUCGACGCCUUCCUGUGCCUGUGCGCCGGCGGCUACUCGGGCACCACCUGCCAGGUGCCACCCCGGCGCCCACCACAGGGGGCGCCAGAGAGCAGCGGCGCCACGGCCAGGCAGGGCACCUGGGGCCGGGGGGGCAACCGCACCCUGGACGCAGGCGAGGGGGGCACGGGGGACGAAGGGGGCAGGGGCGACGGCCGCUUGCUGAAGAUCUCGGUGAAGGAAGUGCUGGCGCAGCCUGGGGGGGCGGGGGGGCUGUCGCAGGCCCAGCUGGUGACGCUCCUGGUGCUGGGGGGGGUGACGCUGGCGGUGGUCGGCCUGACGGGGGCGCUGGUGCUGCGUGGCCACUGGAUGGAACACUGCGCCCCUCGCUGCCGCUGCCGCCCGCCCCCGGCCUCCUCUUCAUCAUCGUCAUCAUCGUCACCGUCACCGGCAACCUCCCCGCUCCAGCUGUUUCGCGGCUGCCGAGCAACGCGAGGGAGAGUGCAGGAGACGGGGUCUUCGGCGCCCCCUCCUGAGCAGGAGUGUAAGAUCAGCUUCCUGGAGCCGCCUCCCCCCGACCCCACUGAACCAGAGAAGAAGAAACUCAACACGGAGGUCAUCUAAGCCACAACCCCUUCCUCUCUCUACCUCCAAUCACACGCAGUGUGGAACGCCCAGACCUAUCAGAGUGGACUGCCCGCCCCUAUUCCGUGUGAAGCCACACCCCUGGGGACCUAAAGGGGAGGGACAAAUUUGAGCGGACAUUUUGGGCUACCCCUCAGAACUCUCCAGAAUGAUCUGGUUGGUUGAGCAGUCUGAUGUUUCAGCCACACCCACACAGGGCUGUGUUCAACACGUGAAGGGGAAAGGUGUAUGUAACAUCCUCUCUGUCUCAGAACCACACAGAGCUAUGUACAACACGAGAAGGUGAGGGGUGUAUGUAACAUUCUCUCUCAGAACCACACAGAGCUGCGUUCAACAUGUGAAGGGGAAGCAUGUCUGUUACAGCAUCUCUUUCAGUCAAAACCAUGCAGAGCUGUGUUCAACACAUUAAGGGAAAGGGUGUAUGUAACAUCCUCUCUCUCAGUCACACACACAGAGCUGCGUUCAACAUGUGAAGGGGA